Molecule: messenger RNA, 5054 nt
Organism: Peromyscus californicus insignis
Lineage: Eukaryota; Metazoa; Chordata; Mammalia; Rodentia; Cricetidae
Gene: CUNH6orf132
Product: chromosome unknown C6orf132 homolog
Exons: 5
Coding region: 1-3747 (1248 amino acids)
Source: RefSeq, a predicted model, not a curated record
AUGAAAAAGAACCAGACGAUGCAGGGGACCUUCAGCAAACUCUUUGGGAAGAAGCACGCCAACCCUGCCACCACGUCCCUCUACGCCACCAACCCACCCUGGAUUUUCACCCAAGAGGCCCAGGAGGAGGGGACCAGGGACUUUGAUGGCAUCUAUUAUGGAGACAGUAGAUUCGACACUGUGAGCGAAUCCGGAACAGCUACGCUGAAAGCCCGGCCCCGAGUCCGGCCCCUGCUGACCUUUCUUCCCUUGAAUGCCCAGGAGACCCACGGGCUGGCUGUGCCCACCCCCUCAGUCCCGGAGGGCUUUGCAGGCAAAGAAGUAGAAGGUACCAGCUCACUGGUGAACGGCAACCUCCGACUGUACAGCUCUGUGGGCGACCUGAGGCCUGUACACUAUGACCUCGACUCAUCCAUCCCCCCACCUCCCCCAGGCCCAGCCCCAGGGCCACCCCAGGACACUUCACAGCCUCCAGGGGAGUCUCCUCCACCACCACCUCCGUCGGUCCCUCCUCCUCCCCCUCCCCUUCUGGUGGAACCCCCACCCCCACCCAGUACAGCCCCACCUCCACCCCCAGUAUUGGACACUUUAUCUCCCUCAGCUACCCUCUCCCCACCAUCGACACCUACCCCUCCAGACUUCAUCCCCCCCGCUCCACCCUCAGCUUUCCUAAACCCCCCUCCGCCUUCUUUGCCAGCCCCAGGACCCCCGACCCCAGUCUCUCCUCAUGCAACUGGAACACGUAUUAUCAAGUGGAAAUCAGAAGUAGCACUCAAUGGCAGGCAGCCAGAAGACCCCAGAACCAGCCCCCCCAAAAGCCCUGCUGAACUGAAGGGGAGCUACCUAGGGCCUAGCCCCGAAUCCCACCUCACCUUCCCCAGGUCAUUCAAGGUGCCUCCCCCAACUCCAGUCAGGACCUCAUCUAUCCCGGUUCAGGAAGCACCAGGGGCUUCCCCAGAAGAGGAGGAAGCCAGCCAGAAGGCCUCGACACACCUCCCCCUGCCUCCCAGCUUCAACAUCCGCCCUGCAUCUCAAGUUUAUCCAGACAGGGCCCCAGAGCCAGAGCACCCCAGAGAGCCCAGGCUUGAGACAUCAGGCAGCCCAAGGCUCAGGCAGUCUGAACCCCAGACCAAUGGACAAGCUGGAGUUCCACCUCCAGCCCCUCCCCUGCCCCCAGCUGCUCCCCCACUCCCUCCACCAGCACCCUCUCUGCCCCCAGCUGCUCCCCCACUCCCUCCACCAGCCCCUCCCCUGCCUCCAGCUGCUCCCCCACUCCCUCCACCAGCCCCUCCCCUGCCUCUAGCUGCUCCCCCACUCCCUCCACCAGCACCCUCUCUGCCCCCAGCUCCUCCUUUGCCUUCUACUGAGCAAGCAGCCCCUCCAUCUUCUGGACUUAUGAAGACCCCCAAGUCCAGCUCACCUACUCUCCACGCCAAACCCAACCCCCCGACUCUGGAGGACACAGACUCGUCAGAACCAGUUGACUGGAGAGACCCCAGGCAGAUGGAAAAACUUCGAAGCGAGUUGGCAGCCUAUCUCUGUGGGUCCAGGAAAGAGGAUCGGUCACUCAGCCACAGGUCAGUCCCUCCAGUGGCCUUGAAGGACAAGGAGAGCAAGAAGGGGCCCAGCCUAUCAGAGGAGACAGCUCCUCCAAGCCUGCCCGAGAAGACACACCCAUGUGGUCCUGUGAAGAGCCCCUCCAGCAGCAGCCUACCAGAGAGAGAAGCCACCAGCAGCCUGACCCUACCCCCUGUGGACUACAUCCCCCAGGGUACUCCAGCCCCCAGUGUCAGGCAGAUCCGGAAUGAGCUAGAGGCUCGCUUUGCCUCCUCAGCGGAGAAAGAGGCCAAGCCCAGCAUGGGAUCUCUGCCACCCAAACCCCGGCUGGAAGCGGGGAGAAUCUUUGAAAACGGCCCUGAGAGUGGCAGAUUCCAUAAGCCUGUCACCAAGAAUCCACCCCAGCUGUCGACGACACUCCAGUCCAAGCUUACACCUGGUCCAGCAGCCCCACCCAAGGCCACAACUGGGCCAGCCACACCAUUCAAGCCUGCGCCCGGGCAGGCCAUACUGCCUAAGACCACACCUGGGCCGGCCUUGCCAAUCAAGCCUACACCUGAGCAGACCACAUCACCCAAGGACACAGUUGGGUGGGCCACAGCACCCAAGGACACAGUUGGGCAGGCCACAGCACCCAAGGACCCACCAGGGCAGGUCACACCACCCAAGGACACACCUGGGCAGGUCACACCACCCAAGGACACACCUGAGCUGUCCAUCCCAUCAUCUCAGCUGAUUGCCAAGAAGGACCUUGUCCCAGUGAGGCAGAGAGAAAAGCCAGAAUCUCAAGAAAAUGCAGUGGCCACCCAACUGUCCACAAAUGGAGCGCUCUCACCUCCAGCCCUCCCGCCAAAGAAGUCCACUGGUGGAGAGGAGGUACCAUUUCUCUACAGACCCCAUCGCAGCCAGAACAGCCACAGCCGAGGGGUUGCCGUGGUAAUUCCCACUCGGGCCAGAGGGGAGGCCACAGGCUCCGGGGGACACGCGGAUGAAAAGGAGCCGGAAAGCCAUCCAGCCAAACCUCUCACCCCAGUCCAGCCUGCCGACCAACUCCUCAGACACCCGGUGACUGGGGAGGUGGUAGAGCGGGGCUCCCCAAUGGCCCUGCUCCUCGCAGCCAGACAGAGGGCACAGAAGACCAGGCCUGGAGGGCCUGCGAUGGGACUGGGCCGGUCCUCUCUGCCAGGGAGUCUCCGUGACCAUAGCAACCAAACAGAGGCCGGCUCUGACAGCAUCUUUUACCGAGGUAGCCGGCCCAACUCCUUCCUCGUGGUCCCUAAGGUACCCAGCGAGACAGAGGGCUCCCACCUGACCUCAGCACGGCCCGCUGGACCCAGUCAGUGGAAGCCCCAGCAGGGGCGAGACACACAGGGCCCAGAGCCAACCCAUAGGCAUGCGUGGACCAAGGCCGAGUCCCCGACCGCUGUGGCCCGGGAAAGACCCGCUCCCUCAGGCUUGCCCCCGAGCCGCGCCCUCCCCAAAUCCUUCUCUUCUCCGCCCUCUCCUUCCUACAAGAGGGAAGAGGAAGAAGAGGAGUUCAGCUUCGAUAUCAUUCCGCCGCCGCCAGAGUUCAGCAACGACCCUGAGCCCCCCGCCCCCGGGCUGCAGCAUCAGGGCCGUCGCGGGUCCCCACCCAGGAACCACUUCUCGGACCUGGGGCAGCCCCUGGACGCGGGCCCCGGGGCCAAUGCGGCUCGCGGCUUCUCGCGCUUUCCCGGCGGCGCCCAAUACCCCGGGCUCGGGGGCCUGGAUCGCUUCUCCGGCAGCGGACGCUCGCUCAUCAAGAAACGCCUGUACGUCGGGGAGCCCCACCGCAACCCCGGGACGCCCCGCGGCGCCACUGGCCGCAGCCUGAGCUCCCCUAACUGCUUCGGGCCGCAGCCCGGAGGCCCCGAGAUGCGACGGGUCAACUCGGCGGGCCGCGGGGCCCCCGGAGGCCUGCACGCGCGGAGGCUGUCGCUGGAGGGCGCCCGAGGCGCAGCCGAGGUCAAGUACAAGGCGCCGGGCGGCGGAGCCGGUGGUGGCAGCAGCAAAGCCGGCGACUAUGGCUUCGUCCCAGCCAAAGGCAGCAGGUCUCCCCACGGCACCACCCACUACGGAAAUCCCAUCAAUACGUUCACCGUGAGGCCAGGGACGCGCCAUCCCAUCUCCUACGCCUACCCUGGAACCCAUCGGAAAGCCACCUCCUGAGCAGUGGGCCACUCGGCUGACUUCUAGGGGUUGGAUUCGGGCAGUUGUUUUGUGGGGGGUGGGAGGUCGCACCAGGUAUUAUAGGUCCCGGCUCACACCACUGAGAGCCUUUGCUCUGGAAGACAGACACAGACAGGCCGAUGUGUGAGUGGCCUGUGGAAGAUGGAAACAUGUCUGCUUCUUCCGAAAGCACCGAGGGACAGCUUGGCUAUGUACUGUUGGCGGAUAGGGAUGGGAGGGGGAAGGAGGAGCUUUCUGGGCCCGCGCCCUGUUUCUGCUAUCUGGUACUGUCCGCUUUAGCAAGGUUUAUUGAAACCAGUUGACACGCAGGUUCUAAAAGAAGAGCUGGGCCUCAAGGCUGAAUUGAAACCCGUGGGGGUGACAGUUCGCCUGUCAGAGCCUCACAAUGUGAGGGCCCCGCCCCCAACAGGUAAUAGCUAGCUGGUCUUCUUGGGCACUUGGAAUAGAUCAAGACUGCUUGCAUAACACAGAGAGGUCUCUACAACAGUGCCUUAUGCACUGGCCUUCUCCUUGGCCUUGGCUCUUAACCGUGAGAAGGCCUUGAGAGAGCUUGGGAUGGGACAUGCUUUUCCAUCCAGGCCCUGAUUCAGUCCUGAUUCAGGGGGUGGGCCCAAGGAGCCACAAGGUCCAGGGAGUGUGCUGCCAACAUGGAGAUGGGUCUUGGAAAGUCAAGAGUAGUGUGCAGAGGCCAGUUCAGAGCAAGGGAGACCAUUUGUCCUUUGCCUGGGCAGUCCAGGGUUAUACUAGUGAGUUGGAAUAUAUACAUACAUAUAUAUAUAUAUAUAUAUAUAUAUAUAUAUAUAUAUAUAUAUAUAUCUCCUCUUUUGUGUGUUAUGUCAAAUAUAUCAGGGACAAUAAUUGUUCAGGUGAAGACUGACUGGAUUCCUGGGACCAGGUCAAGGCAGAAGAGAAAGGAAGAGCAGAGGAGUGGUCCAUCUCAUAUGACAGCAGGCAGACAUGAGGAAGCUCCCCGAGGGAGCAGGAUGUUGGGCCUCUGUGAUCUGUGGUACUAACUGAAGUACGAGGUAGUUGGGACAAUAGGUGAACCACCCAGGUGGCUCAGACAGGGUGACAGAUCCACUGUGUUCAUGAAGCCACGCCCAUCAACAGCACUGGCCUAUAACUGUUCCCCUAAGCCGAGUUUUAGGAAAGAGUCUGCUAAUUCAAUGGCAGUAUCAAGGCUUGAGGAGUGGGGUGUGGCCUCCCAGUUAUGGAGUGCUCUGGGGUGGGUGGGGAGGGGCUUGGUCUCACUUGGCAUGGCAAAUAAACAUCCAGUUUGGACUGGC